GCGACGAGUCUUCUCGAUGGAGCCGCUCUGGCGUCGAGAUGGUGCCUGGAAGUCAUUAGAGAGCUCUGUGGUGCUGACUUCAGUCAUCAUGUUCCGGAAUCUGCAGGACCCACAGUCUCCCAGAGAGCACUCCCUCAAGUUGGACCUGGAUGGCAAGAUAAGCAGUGAGAUGGACAGGUGGGCUGAGGCUGGGUCCCCAACAGAGUCUGUCCCCCACAAGGACUUACACCAACAGCUGGGCUUCAUACCCACCAGUGGGAGGCUCUUGAAGUCUGAAUCGGAGGACUCUGGCGUGGAAAUGGCCAGCAGCGAUCACUCUCCCUCUACUCCGGUGGACUCCGAGAAGAGCUUUACCAUGGACUGCAUGGAUGGCCUCCAGCCUUCAGCGAAAGACCCUGCCACUGUGGUAUCCCAUGAUAGCAGCCUCAAAGGGGAAGAGCGAGUGGAACCAGAUCCCGGCCUGGAUCGAGCCUAUCACCGGAAUAUGUCUGUCAGCAAGAAACUAGCCCAGGUUGUGCAACGGUCACAGAAACAUCGUUUGCCUGGCCGGUCACCAAGACAGCUUGGUCAGAGGCCCCGUAGCCUCUUGGACUUGGAGGGGCUCAAGACCUGUUAUGCAUAUCGGUCUGCAAGUGUUGAUGGUGGUGCAGGCACUGCUUGUGGAGGGCACCGGCGAGCCACCUCCGGCUGCAGCAUCCUAGCAAAACAGCCCACAGAAGCAGCGGUGCAGGAUGAGCCUUCACUUACCAUGCCUGGGCAGGGCUUGCGGUACUUGGAGCAUAUCUGCCAGAUGUUGGAAAAAAUUGCCCAGCUGCAGAGGGCCAACCAGCGGCUCCAGCAUCAGCAUCAGAUCAUGGAGUGCAGGCUUCGAGCCCAGGAAUCUGAGAAUGCUGGAUUUUCUGAAGAACCCCCUGAAGAUCCCAGGCUGAAAGGAUUAGAACUUCAGACUGUGAGUCAAGCAGCUACAGAGCUGGAGGAGAUUCCCAGUUCUCCCAGCCCCUACUACCCCCACCACUUCCGGGCACGUUCUGCCUCCGACACGCAUGUGGUGCUGAGCCCGGUCCAUCACUCAGAGAACAGGCCUGAUUGCUCUAGAAAGGCUGUAGCACAUUUUUCCAGCUCACCUAGCUUGUUGGAUCAACCUGAUGGAAGCUCCUGUACUUUGCCACCGGGCAUGAAGCUCAAGAAUGAACAAUCACACUGGAGCAAAGUCAAAGUGCUGAUCAAUAGGAUUACAAGGAAGUCUGUACGGGCCAAUGAGCAGACCUCAUUUGGUGAGGCUGCCCCCAGCAGCAGACGGUGUAGAGCAGAUGAUGUAUUGGACGAACGAGAAGUUCAUUCCAGGCGGCGUUUUCUGCCCGCUCUGGGUGCAAAGAAACGCCAAUCAAAACAUCUUUCCAUGCGGUGAGCACCUAGGAGAUGCGAUGGAUUUGUCUACAAAGUUAUGAGCGGCUAAUGAUCCUUCCCUCCUUCUGUGGAAUUUAAAUCCCUGGCAGCGGUAGAGAAAUGAGGAGUGAUUCUUGCUAAUAUGCAUUCGGAAGUGAGAGCUCCAUCUUCUGAGAUUACAUAUGGAUAGGCUUGGGACUCAGCAACUUUCCUUGGCAAAAGCAGAAAAAAUGUUCCGAUGUCUCAUGCUACAAGAAGAUCCUCUUUGGCUUAGUGCAGGCAAAACACUGGUUCCUUACAAACCACUUCGGGUGCUAGGCUUCAGAAGUGGGCUUCCGCUGCCCUCCUUCCUCUAUCAAGAGCAAUUUUCCCUUUUUCUUUCCAUUAAUCAUAGUUAUUUUGCAUUACAUACGCAGUAAUGAAAGUCCUGGUCAACAAAAACGGUGGGUUGGCAGACCCUGUUGAUGCAGGAAUCUGAUUGCUGCAUAUAACAGUGCAAAUUAUGGUUAUGUGAAAUUGGCUCUCAGCCAAGC
Messenger RNA from Eublepharis macularius, 1919 nucleotides. RefSeq names its product chromosome 14 C8orf58 homolog (gene C14H8orf58). The coding region runs from base 17 to 1408 and encodes 463 amino acids. The transcript is spliced from 7 exons. Lineage: Eukaryota; Metazoa; Chordata; Lepidosauria; Squamata; Eublepharidae. The record is from RefSeq and is a predicted model, not a curated record.